AUGGCCGCUGCCACGGGUGCUUGCCACGCAGAACUGCCAGACUGCAGGGCCAAGCUGGAUGACAUUUUCAACAAAUUCUGGAAAACGAUAGCAGACAGAGAGCAGCAAAAUGCGGCACACAAACAAGCUAAACAGUUACCCAAAGCGCAACUGACAUGCUCCCAAGGCAGACACACAGUCACUCCUGCAAGCAGAGCCCAAAAAUGGCGCCAAAAAAGAAGAGGCCCUAAGCGGGCCCGCAAACAUCAGAAUCAGAAACGAAACGUUAGUCAUGGCACUCUAGUUAAUCUUACUUCACCAAUCUGUCUAGUUAAGCAUGCGUAA
This is a messenger RNA of Pelobates cultripes (western spadefoot toad), 324 nucleotides long. The record is from the annotation of a GenBank genome assembly. NCBI's taxonomy places the organism in Eukaryota, Metazoa, Chordata, Amphibia, Anura, Pelobatidae.